Williopsis jadinii is the source of this 2273-nucleotide messenger RNA. It is a transcript of the gene SSE2, whose product is annotated as adenyl-nucleotide exchange factor SSE2. Lineage: Eukaryota; Fungi; Ascomycota; Saccharomycetes; Phaffomycetales; Wickerhamomycetaceae. The coding region runs from base 140 to 2212 and encodes 690 amino acids. Gene Ontology annotation, biological process: protein folding. Gene Ontology annotation, molecular function: ATP binding; ATP-dependent protein folding chaperone. The record is from RefSeq and is a predicted model, not a curated record. Gene Ontology annotation, cellular component: nucleus; cytosol. The transcript has a single exon.
AUUCCGUCGAUGCCUUCGCAAACCACAAAAAAAAAUUCUUCCAAAACAUCAACAACUUCUUUGCUGUGUUUUCCCUUCUCUUCUUCCUCCAAAACCAGUUUUCCUUUCCAAAACACACGCUAAGAAAGAGAGAAUUACUAUGAGUGCACCAUUUGGUAUUGAUUUCGGUAACCACAACACGGUUGUUGCUGUUGCAAAGAACAGGGGUAUCGAUGUUGUUGUGAACGAAGUGUCCAACAGAGCCACACCAACGAUUGUUGGAUUCGGCCAGCAGAACCGUGCGAUUGGAGAGAGCGGUAAGUCACAGCAGAUCUCCAACAUCAAGAACACUGUUGAUAACUUCAAGAGAAUUGUCGGUUUGGACUAUGGCCACCCGGACGUGAAGAAGGAGGAGCCAUUCUUCACCACGAAGCUUGCCGAUGUUGAUGGACAAGUUGGUGCCAAGGUGAGAUUCCUUGGGAAGGAGGAGACGUUCUCCUCUGUGCAGAUCGCUGCUAUGUACUUCAACAAGCUCAAGUCCACCGUGAGCAAGGAGACCAAGCUGAACAUCAACGACGUUUGUAUCUCUGUGCCAUUGUGGUACACCCAGCAGCAGCGCCACGCUGUUGCCGAUGCUGCUAGAAUUGCCGGGUUGAACCCGGUCAGAAUCGUCAACGACCUGACAGCCGCUGCUGUUGGCUACGGUGUGUUCAAGACCGACUUGCCAGAAGACAAGCCGGUCAACAUUGCGCUUGUUGACAUUGGUCACUCUGCCUACGAGGUUUCCAUCGUUUCCUUGAAGAAAGGUGAGCUCAAGGUGUUGGGAUCUGCUUACGAUAAGUUCUUUGGUGGUAGAGACUUUGACUACGCCAUUGCCAACUACUUUGCCGAUGAGUUGGAUGCUAAGCACAAGACCGAUGUGCGCUCCAACCCAAAGUCCUUCUCCAGAAUGCUCGCAUCUGCUGAGAAGUUGAAAAAGAUCUUGUCUGCCAACACCCAGGCCCCAUACAACGUUGAAUCUGUGAUUAACGACAUUGACUACUCUUCCUCUAUGACCAGAGACCAGCUGGAGGAGUUGGUUCAACCAUUGUUGGACCGUGUUAACGUUCCAAUCGAGCAGGCUUUGAAGCAAUCUGGUUUGUCCAAGGACGACUUGGACUUUGUCGAGGUCAUCGGUGGUGGUUCCAGAGUUCCAUCCCUUAAGGAGAGAUUGGCUGAGACUUUUGGCAAGCCAUUGUCCUUCCACUUGAACCAGGAUGAGUCCAUUGCUAAGGGUGCCACUUUUAUCUGUGCCAUCCACUCCCCAACUUUGAGAGUCCGUCCAUUUAAGUUCACCGAUGUCAACGAGUUCUCCAUCACUUACCAAUGGGAUCAACAAGUUGAAGGUGACGAUGACCACUUGGAAGUUUUCCCAGCUGGCUCAUCGUACCCAUCUACUAAAGUUAUCACUUUGGAACGUACCGGUGACUUCAACGUCUCUGCUAGAUACACCAACGUGAAGGAAUUGCCAGCUGGUACUCCAGAGGAGAUUGCUUCCUGGAAGAUCCAAGGUGUCAAACUUGCAGACGGCCAAAGCACAAUCUCUGUUAAGGCUAAGCUCAGAAACAACGAAUCCGGAUUCGCAUCCAUCGAGUCUGCUUACACCGUGGAAGAAGUUGAAGUUGAAGAGGAGAUCCCAUACGAAGGUGAAGGUGAGAAGCCAGAGGACUACGAGCCACAGUACAAGAAGGUUAAGAAGCUCGUCAAGAAGGAUGAUUUGUCCAUCACCACCAAGGACGCUGCCCUUCCACAGGACAAGUUGAACGAGUACUUCGAGAAGGAGGCCCAAUUGACCUCCACCGAUGAGCUUGUCUUCAAGAUCCAAAACAAGAGAAACGAGAUUGAGGAGUACAUCUACGACUUCAGAUCCAAGUUGGAUGGAAUUUAUGCUCCAUUCGUCUCUGAAAAGGAGAAGGAGGACUUGUCCGAGCUCUUGAUGAACGCUGAGGACUGGUUGUACGACCACGAGGAUGCCUCCUUGGGUGUCUACACCGCCAAGUACGAGGAGUUGGCCUCCAAGGGUAACCUGAUCAGAGGCCGUUACCAAUCUGCCGAGAACGAGAAGGAGGAGGCUGCCAGAGCCAAGAAGGAGGCCGAGGCGUACCAAAAAUUCACCCAGAAGUUGCAAGAGCAGAAGAAGGAGCAACCUGAGGAGCCAAAGAAGGACGCUGAUGGUGACUUAGAUUUGGAUUAAAGAUGCACAUAAGCAACAAAAAUAAGACAAAGAGAGACGAGGUAUAAAGGAAGAGCAUCAG